Molecule: messenger RNA, 2439 nt
Organism: Bombyx mori (domestic silkworm)
Lineage: Eukaryota; Metazoa; Arthropoda; Insecta; Lepidoptera; Bombycidae
Exons: 2
Coding region: 1-2439 (812 amino acids)
Biological process (GO): DNA integration
Molecular function (GO): nucleic acid binding
Source: RefSeq, a predicted model, not a curated record
AUGCCAAGGAGUACAAACAUCGUGCUAAUAGAAGGGAAAGCGCUCAUUCAGAGUAUUUGGUGGAGCGGGAUCAACUGGGACGACGUCAUCCUGGAAAAGGACGAGGUGGCGUGGAAACGCUACAUGGAGAACCUUCGCAUGCUGCAAGGCCUCCGAAUAGCAAGGUGCUUCUCGUGCUGCAACACUGAGGGGGAGCUGCACACGUUCACCGACGCCAGCGAGAGGGCCUACGCGUGUGCAGCCUACUGGCGUCAGAAGACAGACGACAGCACCUACCACGUCACGCUUCUAGCAGGGAAAGCCAGGGUGACCCCACUGAGACCAGUCUCUAUCCCAAGGCUCGAGCUGCAAGCUGCGCUGCUGGGGACAAGGAUGGCGCAGGCGAUAGCGGACGAAUUGGACAUCGCAGUCGGUGUAAGGACGUACUGGACUGACUCCAGUACAGUCCUGACAUGGAUAAAGACCGACCCACGCACGUUCAAACCUUUCGUCGCGCACCGACUCGCCGAGAUAGAAGAGUCAACGAAGCCCCAAGAAUGGCGAUGGGUGCCUGGCUCGCAGAACCCAGCAGACGACGCAACUAGAGAGGCGCCGGCGGAUUUCGACCACACGCAUCGGUGGUUUAAUGGACCCGAGUUCCUGACGUGGGAUGAAUCGCGCUGGCCCAAGCCGCGAACCUUCAAGCAAGAACCGUCUGGAGAAGAGAAAGAGGCCUUCCUGGUCGCCACGGCGAGGACCGCUGACGCUCGACCCACGCCCGAUCCGCACAGAUUCUCGAGCUGGGUCAAGUUAUUGAGAGCAACAGCCAGGGUCCUCCAAUUUAUCGAGCUGUGUCGACCCCGGAAGGAGAGCGCCUGCGUGUCCAGACAAUUGGAGCAGCAAGAUCCCACGUGGAGGACGACGCGAGCGAAGCAGCCCCGAUCAACAUGGAAGAUAAGGACUCCAGAAGCACCUACAGAAGCGUGGCUGCCGCUUGAUCCGCCCCACUUGAAGAAGGCGGAGAAGAUCCUACUGAGAAGCAGCCAAGGAGAGAGCUUCGGUGAAAAAGAUCCCGAACGUCACCCCAAGUUGCGACGGCUCGACGUCGUGAUGGAAGAUGGCCUGUUGCGCCUGCACGGACGUAUCGACGCAGCGCAAUACAUAGAUGCAGACCGCAAGCGACCGAUCAUGCUGGACGGGAAGCACGUGAUAGCGAGAUUAUUGAUCAAACACUAUCACGAGGCGUUCCAGCACGGUAACCACGCAACGGUGAUGAACGAGGUGCGGCAGCGCUACUGGAUCCUAGGUCUAAGAUCGAUCAUUCGAGCGACGGCCGUCCGAUGCCAGUGGUGCAAGGUCUAUCGGAGUACACCACGACUACCGCCCACCGGAGACCUGCCGAUAGAGCGGCUACGACAUGGAGAGCCGCCGUUCACCUGUGCUGCCGUCGAUUACUUCGGGCCGAUGACGGUGACUGUAGGACGACGUCACGAGAAGAGGUGGGGCGUGCUGUUCACAUGCCUCACCACGAGAGCAGUUCACAUGGAGCUAGCAGCGUCACUGACGGCAGACUCAAUGCUGUUAGCGCUGCGCAGGAUGGCCGCCCGGCGAGGAACGCCCAAAGUCAUUUACAGCGACAAUGGGACUAACUUCGUCGGCGCCAACAAGGAGCUCAAGCAGGCAAUCGAGAAUGCAAGGGAAGCAGACGUCGUGUCACGGGCCGCUCAGAUGAACAUAAAAUGGAAGUUCAUCCCGCCAGGAGCGCCGAACAUGGGAGGCGCGUGGGAACGUUUGGUGCGGUCCGUGAAGACCGCGCUGGCGGUCACAGUGAAGGAAAGACACCCGAGGGAAGAAGUUCUGCACACUCUUCUGUUGGAGGCGGAGCACGUCGUCAACUCGAGACCGCUCGUCGCUAGGGAAGAGAGUUGGGAGUCAGAAGCACUCACGCCGAACCACUUUCUCAUAGGGAGGUCCUGCGGAGCUCAGAGCAUCGGCGACUACAGAGACGAAGACCUGACCGGCAAAAGGACAUGGAGAGUGGCGCAGCGUAUGGCGGACCACUUCUGGAGUAGGUGGGUCAAGGAAUACCUGCCUACGCUGCUGCCCAGGAAGAUCGACGGGAGAGCAGCUGGCGAGGACUUGCAGCGUGGGGAUACCGUCCUCAUAGUGGACUCCACGCUGCCACGCAACACAUGGCCGCGCGGAGAAGUUGUUCACACCUACCCAGGCCCCGACAACCGUGUACGAACUGUCGACGUCAGAACGAGCGGCGGUCUGCUUAAGAGACCUGCCUCCAAGAUGAUCCUGCUGGUGCCUGCAACGAGCGACGAGCCCACGCCCAUAGAGUCGCCACGACAAGGAGUCGGUGCUACGCACGAGGGGGAGGAUUAUCGCGCUGUCCUUGCUGAUUUUUAUCCAGCUUUUAGUUCUGGUCGCAAAAGUGUAAAUAGCACCGAAUAA